CUUUUCAAAUUUUUAGAUUUUAAAGUUUCUUUUGAUAGAGAGAAACUUAAAUCUUAAUUUAAUUUUCUGCAAUCUAUAAAAGGUUAAAAGGCGGAUAUAGACUCUACUGUGUAGAAAAGUAAUAAAAUUAAAGAAUUUUCCAUAUUUAUGCAGUGCAAGGACUCUUGUCAUUUGCUCGAAUGGCCCCGCUCAUGAACUUAGCGAUGAGCAGGUGUCGUUCAUUAGUCAGCCCUAAUGCCCAACCCUUAUCUUUUCGCCCUUUAUAUACAUAUCUUAUGCACCCACCAAUUAUCUAGACCAUCUUUCUCCAUUUCUCCAUUAUCAGUAGAAUUUGUUUAGGGUUUUCCAGAUCUGAAAAUGAGCAAGCCUGUGGAAGUUGACAACUUGGUAAAUGUGAAAGAAGAAUCAGUAGACUCAGCUGGAUCCUAUGAUCUCAAUAUCUCAAAACUUAUCGACAUUGAUCACUAUGAGGUGCCGGGCGGCUAUGGAUUUGUUCAUGCCAUGCAUUUAAUAGUGAAAGAAAAUAUGAAGCAUAUGGGAGAAGUAGUUGACUAUGAUGCUAAAAAGAGAUGGUUCAAGGUUGUGUAUGAAAAUGGUAUAUCUGAGAAUGUUGAUCGGGAUGAAGUUGAUCGAAUUGUAGUUGGCAAUGAUCUUGUCGAAGCCAAUCCUAUUCAUCAUGUUGACGUCAAUUCUAUCAAUCCUAUUGAAGUCAAUUCUAAUGAUCCUGUUGAAAUCAAUUCUAUCAAUCCUAUUGAAGUCAAUUCUAAUGAUCUCGAGCCUAGGGAGCAAGAGGAGAGAGAGGCUGUGGUAGUUGGAGAGACUGCACAAACUUCUCCUGAGAACCGUUCUCCAAGAAGAGAAGUACAAGAAGAACCAAGGACCGAGCAAGCAAAACGCAGAGGCAGAAAAAGGGGGAGGCCAGCUGCAAAACCAUCCACCAGUCCUUAUGUGCCUGUGUAUAGACAAAAGAAGAGGGCAGGCAGAGGCAGAAAAAGGGGAAGGCCAGCUGCAAAACCAUCUACCACUCCUUAUGUGCCUCUAUAUAAACAGACGAAGAGGGAUGCCUACUACUGGUACUAGUUGUGCCAUCAUACUAUUAUCGGUCCUCCCGCAGGAGUAAACAUGGUGAAUUGCAGCAAGAGUCUAAUUUACUUAUGUUCAACUUGAGUUUUUCUCUAGUUUGUUUUAUAUAUAGAUGGAUUUAUAUAUAAGAGAGAAAGUUGAAACUUUUGCUCUUUUUUUCACUUUUUUUCUGUUUUUCUAUUUGUGAAUCUUAUUAAUAUUUUUAUAUAUUAUAUUUAUAGCAAUGAUUUAAAGUA
Molecule: messenger RNA, 1319 nt
Organism: Ricinus communis (castor bean)
Lineage: Eukaryota; Viridiplantae; Streptophyta; Magnoliopsida; Malpighiales; Euphorbiaceae
Exons: 7
Coding region: 358-1080 (240 amino acids)
Source: RefSeq, a predicted model, not a curated record